CAUUUUGAGGACUAUAAAAGUUGGAUUGGAGUUUUGGAAAAUCAUCAGUUCGACAGGUGCUUCCAUCAAGAGUACGCCUAGUACUCUGAGUGCUAAAUAAAAGAUUGUUCCAAAGGAGGUUGAGAAAAUGAAGGUUUUGGUCGCUAUCGUUCUAGGGAUCGCGUUUGUACCGUGCAUGGUGCGAGCAUGUGACUGUUUGUACCCGAAAUACAGGCCAGAUCCUGACACUUGUUGCAAAUACUAUGUUUGUGAUAAUUGCGUAGAAACACACAUGACUUGUCCUAAUGGACUUCAUUGGAAUAACAAAACAAACUCUUGUGAUUGGCCAUGCAAUGCAGGCUGUGGUACAGGGAGUCCAGUAAACCCAAUCCCAGGAACCACAACAACGACGACGCCUUCAACAACGACGACGUCUUCAACAACUACGACGCCUUCCACCACCACCACCACCACCACCACCUCCACGACAACAACAAUCCCUGGCCCAACGUCACCAGGGGGUUGCGAUUGUGAAUGCAAGGAUGGCGACUACACGAGCGGAGAUAGCUGUUGCAAAUACAAAGUUUGUGUGGCUGGAAAAUAUGUUGACAUGACGUGUGCCGGAGGAUUGCAUUGGAAUAAUAAAACAAAAGCUUGCGAUUGGCCUUGUUAUGCGGGAUGCGCAAAUGGUACCGGAACUUCCCCACCGGUUAUCACACCACCACCCGGGACAGGUUGCGGGGAAUGUGAGUCUGGUGCAUACGCCGCGGUUGACGGAGAAGCCUGCAAGUAUAAGGCUUGCGCCAAUGGAUGCUGGACAACUCUGAAGUGUCCUGCUGGCUUGAUCUGGGAUCAAGCUUUAACCUCCUGCAAAUGGCAAAUUUGCGCAAACAGCAAACAGUUAUUGGUCUCUAUAGUUCUAGGGAUCAUACUUGCACCAUGCAUGGUGCAAGCAUGUGGCUGUGGUUACCCAGGUUACAGGUCAGAUCCUGAGAGUUGUUGCAGAUAUUUGGUUUGCGAUAAUUGCAUUGAAAAAACAAUGACUUGCCCUAAUGGACUUCAUUGGAAUAAUAAAACACAAGCCUGUGAUUGGCCAUGCAAUGCUGGUUGCGCAGGAGGCGAGGGGGGAGAAGUAACUCCACCAGUAGAACCAACAACUGGGAUCCCCACUCAAUCACCACCAACAGUAACACCCCCACCCAUAACCGGAACACCAUCAACUGGCUCUCCAGGAUCUUGUUGCGAAUGUAACGAAGGUCAAUACACAAGCGGUAGUGAAUGUUGUAAAUUCAGGGUAUGUGAUCAUGGAAAGUAUGUCGAACUGAGAUGUCCCGGAGGAUUGCACUGGAAUAAUAAAACAAAAGCUUGUGAUUGGCCUUGUAAUGCGGGAUGUGCAGAAGGUGGAGGCGAAGGAGGCGAAGGAGGAGAAGUAACGCCACCAGUAGAAACAACCACAGGGGUCCCUACCCAACCACCACCAACAGAAGAACCAACCACAGAGGUCCCUACCCAACCACCACCAACAGAAGAACCGACCACAGAGGUCCCUACCCAGCCCCCACCAACAGAAGAACCAACAACGGAGGUCCCUACCCAACCACCACCAACAGAAGAACCCACCACAGAGGCCCCUACAACAACAGAGAUCCCCACCCAACCUCCACCAACAACUGAACCACCAUCAACUUGCUGUCCUGGAUCUUGCUGCGAAUGCGACGAAGGUCAAUACACAAGCGGAAGUGAAUGUUGUAAAUUCAGGGUAUGCGAACAUGGAAAGUAUGUUGAAUUAAAAUGUCCCGCAGGAUUGCACUGGAAUAAUAAAACAAAAGCUUGUGAUUGGCCGUGUAAUGCGGGAUGCGCAAAUAUUACCGGAACCAACCCACCUGUUAUCACUCCCCCACCUAUUGUCACUCCCUCAUCUGUAAGUCCUCCACCCGUUGUAACUCCUCCCGGGACAGGAAAUCCUGGUUGCGGAGAAUGUGAAUGCGGCACCUUCUCCCCAGUUGACGGAGAAGCCUGUAAAUAUAAGGUUUGCGAUAAUGGAUGCUGGACAACUAUGAAGUGUCCUGCGGGUUUGAUCUGGAAUCAAAAUGCAACAACUUGCGCAUGGGGAAACUGUCAACACUGUGAAAGUUCCAAAUGAAGGCUAAGUUGAUCACUGGAGUCGAAAUUAUGCAAAGGAUCAGGAUUUGAAUGGACACAUUUUCUAUUUUUAUCUCCAAUUAUACAUGGAAAUAUAUAUAUAUAAUUCAAAUUA
Molecule: messenger RNA, 2236 nt
Organism: Hermetia illucens (black soldier fly)
Lineage: Eukaryota; Metazoa; Arthropoda; Insecta; Diptera; Stratiomyidae
Product: mucin-2-like
Exons: 4
Coding region: 128-2122 (664 amino acids)
Cellular component (GO): extracellular region
Molecular function (GO): chitin binding
Source: RefSeq, a predicted model, not a curated record